AUGAAGCUGUUUUAUUUUUGUACCAUAGAGGGCUGCACAAGAAAAUAUUCAACCCCUUCAUUUAAUAAGGAGCUCAUUUUUAUUAAUUCGUAUUUAUGAAAUUAUUUUUAUUUAGAAUUUUUUUAUAAAAAAAAUUAAAUAACUAGAUGUUAAAAUUUCUAUAUUAUAAAGAGAUUUAAAUUCAAUAUAAUUAAAAUAUGCGUCAUUCUAAUUUUCUAGUCGAUCUAAAAUUUAUGCUCUGUAUAUUUAAUUAUCAGGUUUGAUUUCCAAGGUAAAUUUAUUCCAGCUAUGUCAGGAAUGCAAGUACCGGAUUGUUUUCCCUGACCUUAGAAAGUACCACCUAUCCUAGGCGGUGAAAACAGGGACCUUUAGGAUGCCUGAAAGACCCAAGUAGGUAGCUUGAGCUCAAAGAAGAUUCAUGAAGCCUAAACUUCAAGACUGAUGUCUUCGCCUUGAAAUAAAGUCAAGGUAAUCUCUUUGGCGGGCUGGGGGAAGAUAGCACGAGUUCUCUCUAGAGUAGCUGUAGUAGCAGGCAACCUAGCAGUGGACAUAAAACGAAUAAUAUUAAUCAAUUUAAUACUAUAGUAAUUGACUUAAAUUCAAUAUAAUUAUUUAAUUCAAUUAAUUACUUUUUAUCAUUACAAUUAAAAAUGGAGCGCAUGAAUUAGGGUCCUUGUUCCCUAAGGUCAUCCUAGUGAGGGAAGUUCAGACUUUCUGAAGGAUAUAGGCGCUGGAACUGCUUCGGCAGUUCUUACAGAACUUGAAUCAACGUCAAGAAAGAAAGAGAGACUUGUCUAGGUCAUAGGCUACUGUAACGGUUUGACGGUUAGGCCAAUUCCACCUACCGUUGUUCAGAGCUGUUAGCCAGUGAUGGAAUUCAGGAAGGACGGGCUUGCGUGUCAGAUCCUAAGCUAAGUGGGGGUCGACUGAGUGUUAUCGUAAUCUUAAAUCUUAAAUCUUAAAUCUAAAACUUUUUAUCAUAAUUAAAGGAUUUUGACCUAAGUUCGUUAAUAAGUAGGAGUUAGACAAGUUCAAUUUAUCCAGGCAUAUAGAUGCUUUUCACAAAGGUGAUAAAAAGUACGAGUGCCCAACUUGUCAUAAAGUUUUGUCUUCGAAGCAAAAUUUAAAGGAGCAUGUUUUCACCCAUUCCGGUGACAAGCCUUAUCAAUGUCUAGAAUCUGGCUGUGGGAUGAAGUUUAGACAAGGAAGUCAGCUGUCCGCUCAUAAGAGGAUCCAUAUUGCGGUCCAGAAAUAUUCAUCAAAGAUUGGAGAAAAUUCAUCAGCGAUACAAAAAGAAAGACCAAAAAAUUGACUAGCAAAUUUUGUGGAAAAAACUGAGCAAUGCAAUAUAGAUGAUAUAAAGCAGCUAGAAGGAAAUGAAAUACCUGCACUUCCAACGAUAGGAAAUGCACAAAAUUUCACCAGUUUGCCAACUUAUAUUUUAUAUUCGUACAAUAAUUACUAG
Blepharisma stoltei is the source of this 1465-nucleotide messenger RNA. Lineage: Eukaryota; Ciliophora; Heterotrichea; Heterotrichida; Blepharismidae. The record is from the annotation of a GenBank genome assembly.